This is a messenger RNA of Strongylus vulgaris, 1026 nucleotides long. The record is from the annotation of a GenBank genome assembly. Lineage: Eukaryota; Metazoa; Nematoda; Chromadorea; Rhabditida; Strongylidae.
GUAAAGAAUCCUUUACUCAAAGAAAUGAGCUUAGCAAAUCAGAUCUUCCCUCGCGAUGGUCUACCACUUCAUCGUGGUGAAGAGGCGACUUUGGGUGUCGAACUGCGAAGUGUAGCGGAGGUUAUCAACAGGGUCUUCCAAGCUGAGACGGAGUUCGCCGUUUCCAUAAUUCGGGCCUAUGGUGAAAGUGCCCCGAUGCCUCGAACAAGGCAUUUGUGGCGUAUUUUGAAAACCACCGCGGAUCUGCUGGAGGGGAGGAGAGCACUGAGGCUGGAUCCGACCAGAUCACAUCUCGAGCGACUAGUAGCCAACACCAGUUGCAGAACAGCUUUACAAGAAGAUCUUCGAAAGCACAGGGACCUUCUCGACUACCUUGUUCCGCUGACAACAUCACUAAACGAAAACGGGACUCGCGCAUCUUCCCGUACAAAAAAAUUGGAAUCGGUCACGAAAGAUACCAACACGGAUUCUAGUGAAGCAAGUGUGCUAUCAGCGCUCGUCGACCAAGGGGUGGACCCACCUUACGUGAGGACAUUGGCACUGGUACUGGGACUGCUCUUCAACGGGGGUUCGACAAAGCGACACCGUAUCGCCAAAGCUGUUUACGGCUGCUUACAGUGGGUGAUGAAAUCACUAAAUUGGAAUGAGGAGAAGAAAGAAGAGCCAAACAAGAAGCAAAAAGCAGCUUGGGCCGCCUUCGGCCCCCUAAAGGAAGUCACAGAUGAACUGACGGACCCGAAGCUCCAAGCCCACCUCUUCGAUUCAACCUUUCUCCCUGCGCUCUGUUACGUAGCGGCGUGGCCUAAGAGCGCGGCUACGUCGCACUCCGAACAACUCACAGAGCGCUGGAACGACGUCUUCUGUAGUACAACCGACACUUUCGACAUCUCGUCGAGCUUCGCGGCAAAACAUCGAUGGCCCGGUCAUAUCACGAGAAUGACAGACCAUAGAAGAACACCUAGAAAUCCAGAAUGGAUCUCGCGAAGCAAAACGUCCUCGAGAGAGGCCACCGACCAGAUGGGCUGA